This is a messenger RNA of Tribolium castaneum (red flour beetle), 1583 nucleotides long. It is a transcript of the gene Mcad, whose product is annotated as Medium-chain acyl-CoA dehydrogenase. Bases 207 to 1466 code for a protein of 419 amino acids. Gene Ontology annotation, biological process: medium-chain fatty acid catabolic process. NCBI's taxonomy places the organism in Eukaryota, Metazoa, Arthropoda, Insecta, Coleoptera, Tenebrionidae. Gene Ontology annotation, cellular component: mitochondrion; cytoplasm. The record is from RefSeq and is a predicted model, not a curated record. The transcript is spliced from 8 exons. Gene Ontology annotation, molecular function: medium-chain fatty acyl-CoA dehydrogenase activity; flavin adenine dinucleotide binding.
CUGUUCACUUUAAUUUUUUCGAUUUAUUUAUAUUUGCGUACGAUAAGACUUUGAUUUGAACCUGUUAGUAUCAUUAUCAAUAUUGUUUAGUCGAUUUUUACACGGGACGGUUCAAAAUACAAGGUUAAUCAGCCAAGGUGCAAAGGUUCAUACAAUUCGUUUAUUCUCAAUCUCGGCAGUUUAACUGGGACACAUAUCACGCAAAGAUGGCUUUUCAACAGAUUCAAAGAGCUCUCCUCCGACCAUCGUUCAGAGCAGUUGCUAAAUUGCAAAGUUGCAAUGCUUCGUCAUCUCCAAACGGAUACAACUUUGCUUUGAAUGACACUCAGAAAGAGUUUCAAGAACUGGCUAGAAAAUUUGCCAGAGAGGAGAUUAUUCCUGUUGCUGCUGAAUAUGACAAAACUGGGAAAUAUCCAUGGGAUAUUAUUAAAAAAGCGUGGGAGAUUGGGCUCAUGAAUGGACAUAUCCCCCAAGAAAUUGGUGGUAUGGGAAAUAGUGUUUUCGAUGGUUGUCUCAUUGCAGAAGAGUUGGCUUAUGGGUGCACUGGUAUUAUGACUGCUUUGGAAGCCAGUGGCUUGGGGCAAACACCAGUCCUGAUUGCGGGAAAUAAAGAACAGCAAAAGAAAUAUUUGGGCCGUUUGCUUGAAGAACCUCUUGUUGCUGCCUAUUGUGUCACUGAACCAGGUGCGGGUUCGGAUGUGAGUGGCAUUAAAACACGAGCUGAGAAAAAAGGUGAUGAGUGGAUUAUUAAUGGUCAGAAAAUGUGGAUUACAAAUGGAGGCGUUGCCAAUUGGUACUUCGUGCUCGCACGGACCAAUCCAGAUCCAAAAUGUCCAGCUGGUAAAGCAUUCACUGGAUUUAUUGUUGAGAGGGAAACUCCUGGAUUGACCCCGGGAAGGAAGGAACUGAACAUGGGUCAAAGGGCUUCCGACACUCGCGGCAUCACCUUCGAAGACGUCCGCGUCCCCAAAGAAAACGUCCUUGUCGGCGAAGGCGCCGGUUUCAAGAUCGCCAUGGGCACAUUCGACAAAACCCGCCCCCCUGUGGCCGCAGGAGCCGUCGGCUUGGCCCAGAGAUGUCUGGAUGAGGCCCUCAAAUACGCCAACGAGCGCAAAACCUUCGGCGUUCCGAUCGCUCACCACCAAGCCGUUGCCUUCAUGCUGGCCGAUAUGGCAGUCGGAGUCGAAACCUCCCGACUCGCCUGGAUGAAGUCGGCCUGGAGGGUGGACCAAGGCCAGAGGAACAGCUACGAAGCGGCAAUUGCCAAGUGUUAUGCUGCUGAUGUUGCCAACAAGUGUGCCACUGAUGCGGUGCAAAUUUUCGGGGGUAAUGGGUUCAACAGCGAAUAUCCCGUCGAAAAACUCAUGAGGGAUGCCAAGAUUUAUCAAAUUUAUGAAGGGACCUCGCAGAUCCAGAGGAUUAUUAUUUCGAGGUCUAUUCUCGAUAAUGCCAAACAGAUGAGCUAGGUUUGAAGCGUUGAUAUUUCAUCAUUUAUUGUAAUUUUAAGAUAAAUUUAUUAUAACGUAUUUUACGAGAUUAUUUUGUAUAAAACUGAAUUUUCAAUAUAUGCUUUACAAAUAGUG